Molecule: messenger RNA, 2808 nt
Organism: Peromyscus eremicus (cactus mouse)
Lineage: Eukaryota; Metazoa; Chordata; Mammalia; Rodentia; Cricetidae
Gene: Chpf2
Product: chondroitin polymerizing factor 2
Exons: 4
Coding region: 374-2686 (770 amino acids)
Cellular component (GO): Golgi cisterna membrane
Molecular function (GO): glucuronosyl-N-acetylgalactosaminyl-proteoglycan 4-beta-N-acetylgalactosaminyltransferase activity
Source: RefSeq, a predicted model, not a curated record
AUUGGGCUCAUGCUUCAGAUGGAUGUAACCUCUUUGGGGGUUCGGUUUGGCAGUAUUGCACUUCCUUUCCUCCUUCUACCGGACUACAGACUGCGAUCCCAGCAGUGAGUGGCACUGUUCACAUAGACAUUAGUAUUUUGUUGAGGGGUGUAUCAGCACCAUGGCCACUGAAGACCAGGCAUAGGGAGUUGGGAAGACUUUGUGGGGGAUGCUGGGCCUGGAAGCCAGCACACUUUGCUCCUUUCUCUGUUGCUGACCUCAUUGACCUCAGGUUCCCUGGUUAAAACUGUGGGGCUGUUGCUGGCCUGGUGCCCCUCAACCUAUUGAUCCUUGAGACUGUGCCCUGGGGCACCCCACGUCAAGGCCUGCCACCAUGCGACUGAGCUCCCUGCUGGCUCUGCUGCGACCAGCACUCCCCCUCAUUUUGGGGCUGUCUCUGGGAUGCAGCCUGAGCCUUCUGCGGGUUUCCUGGAUCCAGGGUGAGGGAGAAGAUCCCUGUGUAGAGGCUGUGGGGAAGCCAGGAGGGCCACAGAAUCCAGACUCAAAAACUGGGCUGGACCAAAGCGAUGAAGACUUCAAACCUAGGAUUGUCCCCUACUACAGGGAUCCUAACAAGCCCUACAAGAAGGUGCUCAGGACUCGGUAUAUUCAGACAGAGCUGGGCUCUCGUGAGCGCUUGCUGGUAGCUGUCCUGACUUCCCGUGCCACACUGUCCACCCUGGCCGUCGCUGUUAACCGUACAGUGGCACAUCACUUCCCUCGAUUGCUCUACUACACAGGGCAGCGAGGGGCCCGGGCUCCUGCAGGGAUGCAGGUGGUGUCUCACGGAGAUGAGCGGCCCGCCUGGCUCAUGUCAGAGACCCUGCGCCACCUUCACACACACUUUGGGGCUGACUAUGACUGGUUCUUCAUCAUGCAGGAUGACACAUAUGUGCAGGCCCCCCGACUGGCAGCUCUUGCUGGCCACCUUAGCAUCAACCAAGACCUGUACUUUGGCCGUGCCGAGGAAUUCAUUGGUGCAGGCGAGCAGGCCCGGUACUGCCAUGGGGGCUUUGGCUACCUGCUGUCACGGAGUCUCCUGUUGCGCUUGCGGCCACAUCUGGAUGGCUGCAGAGGAGACAUUCUCAGUGCCCGGCCUGAUGAAUGGCUUGGCCGCUGCCUCAUCGACACUCUGGGCGUCGGCUGUGUCUCACAGCACCAGGGGCAACAGUAUCGCUCCUUCGAACUGGCCAAGAAUAGGGACCCUGAGAAGGAAGGGAGCUCUGCUUUCCUGAGUGCCUUCGCCGUUCACCCUGUCUCCGAGGGUACCCUCAUGUACCGGCUCCACAAACGCUUCAGUGCUCUGGAGUUGGAGCGGGCUUACAGUGAGAUAGAACAACUGCAGGCUCAGAUCCGGAACCUGACAGUGCUGACUCCCGAGGGCAAGGCAGGGCUGAGCUGGCCUGUCGGGCUCCCAGCCCCUUUCACUCCACACUCUCGCUUCGAGGUGCUGGGCUGGGACUACUUCACAGAGCAGCACACCUUCGCCUGUCCAGAUGGCGCUCCCAAAUGCCCGCUGCAGGGGGCUAGCAGAGCAGACGUAGGCGACGCCGUGGACACUGCACUGGAGCAGCUCAAUCGGCGCUAUCAGCCCCGCCUGCGCUUCCAGAAGCAGCGACUGCUCAAUGGCUACCGGCGCUUUGACCCCGCGAGGGGCAUGGAGUACACCCUCGAUUUGCUUCUUGAAGCUGUGACUCAGCGAGGGCACCGACGCUCCCUGGCCCGCAGAGUCAGCCUGCUGCGGCCGCUGAGCAGGGUGGAAAUCCUGCCUAUGCCCUAUGUCACUGAGGCCACCCGGGUGCAGCUGGUGCUGCCACUCCUGGCGGCUGAGGCUCCGGCUGCCCUGGCUUUUCUUGAGGCCUUUUCUGCCAGUGUUCUGGAGCCUCGAGAACAUGCAUUGCUCACCCUGUUGCUGGUAUAUGGACCCCGGGAAGGCCGCGGGGGCCCCGACCCUUUUCUUGGGGUGAAGGCUGCAGCAGCUGAGUUAGAACGACGGUACCCUGGGGCGAGGCUGGCCUGGCUUGCUGUGCGAGCAGAGGCCCCUUCCCAGGUGCGGCUCAUGGAUGUCAUCUCCAAAAAACACCCCGUGGACACAUUGUUUUUCCUUACCACCGUGUGGACAAGACCUGGGUCGGAAGUCCUCAACCGCUGCCGUAUGAAUGCCAUCUCUGGCUGGCAGGCCUUCUUUCCAGUCCACUUUCAAGAGUUCAACCCUGUUCUGUCACCACAGAGAUCCCCCCAAGGGGGCCCUGGGGCUGGCCCCGAUCCCCCAUCCCCUGGUGUGGACCCUUCUCGGGGGGCUCCAGUCGGGGGCAGAUUUGACCGACAGGCAUCGGCAGAGGGCUGCUUCUACAAUGCUGACUACCUGGCCGCCCGUGCCCGGCUGGCUGGCGAACUGGCAGGCCAGGAAGAGGAGGAAGCCCUGGAGGGGCUGGAGGUGAUGGAUGUUUUCCUCCGGUUCUCAGGGCUCCACCUCUUUCGAGCCGUAGAGCCAGGGCUGGUGCAGAAGUUCUCCCUGCGGGACUGUAGCCCCCGGCUCAGUGAGGAACUGUACCACCGCUGUCGCCUCAGCAAUCUGGAGGGGCUGGGAGGCCGGACCCAGCUGGCCAUGGCUCUGUUUGAACAGGAGCAGGCCAACAGCACUUAGCUUCCCUACCGGUGUCUGCCACAGCCCCAGGAAGGGCAAGGCAAGGUGAUGGACAGAUGGAGGGCUUGUCACUGUAUUUUUUUAAAAAUAAGAAAACGUUAUUAAAAGUAUCUUCUGCCAAA